AUGCUUACAGAUCUUCAAAUACAAAUGGCCCAAGAACUGUUGCAUCGCCAAUUUCCUUAUAUCGAGGGGCUGCUGUCUCCAACAAUUGGGAAGGCAGAACAGUUUCCAGUGAUGCGGAACAGCUUCAUUCAAGUGCUACACACUGGUGGUAAUCACUGGGUUUGUGUCAGUAAUAUUGGAUGCAGCCACAACAACCAAGUGAAACUCUAUGACAGUCUUUAUAGUGGAAUUGCGCCAUUCACCAGAGAGCAGAUUGGUGCCCUUCUUUUCAACCAAGACAGCAAUGUUAUUGAAAUUUGUGUCCCUCCUGUUGACCAGCAAACAAAUGGGACAGACUGUGGAGUUUUUGUGAUUGCAUUUGCCACAGCACUCUGCCAUAAUAUGGACCCCACAUCACUUAAGUUCAACAGGCGGGCAAUAAGGGCACAUCUCUUAGAUUCCCUUAAAAUUGAUACAUUGGUAUAUUCCCUUUGA
Messenger RNA from Pocillopora meandrina, 474 nucleotides. The record is from the annotation of a GenBank genome assembly. NCBI's taxonomy places the organism in Eukaryota, Metazoa, Cnidaria, Anthozoa, Scleractinia, Pocilloporidae.